Molecule: messenger RNA, 503 nt
Organism: Indicator indicator
Lineage: Eukaryota; Metazoa; Chordata; Aves; Piciformes; Indicatoridae
Gene: HINT3
Product: histidine triad nucleotide binding protein 3
Exons: 5
Coding region: 1-501 (166 amino acids)
Molecular function (GO): catalytic activity
Source: RefSeq, a predicted model, not a curated record
AUGGCGGGGGAGGAGGCUGCGGGCGCCGCAGCGGCCGAAGGGAAGGAAGCCGGGAACGGCGGCAGCUACGACCGCAAGUGCGUGUUCUGCAGGAUCGCUCGCCGGGAGGAGCCGGGCACGAAGCUGUUCCCCAGCGAGUAUGAAGACCUCGUGUGCUUUAAGGAUAUCAAACCUGGUGCCCCCCACCACUACCUGGUGGUGCCGGUGGAGCACCUGGGAAACUGCAAAACGCUGAAGACGGAGCACAUACCACUAGUGAAGAGAAUGAUGGAAGUUGGAAAAGCUGUCCUCCAGAGGAAUAAUGUUAGUGACUUGAGUGAUGUAAGGAUGGGUUUUCACUGGCCUCCCUUCUGCUCAAUAGCCCACUUGCAUCUCCAUGUCCUGGCCCCAGCCAGCCAGCUGGGAUUCUUGUCCAGACUUUACUACAGGAUCAAUUCCUACUGGUUUAUCACGGCUGAACAACUCCUUGAGCGACUGCAAACUCCAAAUGCUGCCAGCUGAAA